Messenger RNA from Rotaria sp. Silwood1, 828 nucleotides. Lineage: Eukaryota; Metazoa; Rotifera; Eurotatoria; Philodinida; Philodinidae. The record is from the annotation of a GenBank genome assembly.
AUGUGGAAAAUUUUACAACCAAGUGUUGGUGCAUGGCGUUUAACAACAUCACAAAUUUCCCAAGUAUAUAAUUAUAAUGUUCAAAUUCAAGGUAAAUCAAGUAUUGUAUGUUCAUCUAGUCUGCAAAAAGACAUGGAAGGAAAUGUAGAUAGUAAUGGUUAUACAGAAUUAACAACAGAACCUCUUAUUGAUUCUGAUUUAUUGAUUUUGACAACAUGUGAAAAUGUUAAUUUUACUUAUGCUAAUAUUUCUCUUAUUAAUCAAUCUGGUCAAGUUAUCGAAAUUUAUUCGCCGUUGAAAAUAGAUCAACUUGAUAUAGUAACAAAAAUUCGUGUUCCUCAACAAGCAUUUCGAAUUCAAACAAUAAUUCAAUUAUCUGAUGGUACUCGAAUUCAACGUAUUGAAAAACAACUCAUUUCACCAACAAUGUUUACUAUUGAAUUACUAAAUCAACCAUAUAUAUUAUCAAUUGGCGAAACAAUUCAAAUGAAUUAUACUUUAAAAAGUUCAUUAUCUGAACAAGUUAAUAUACGUUUACAAAUAAGAGAUACAUUGAAUUUAAUUGAUUUUAAUGGUACUGAUAAAAAUUUAACAUUCACUAAUGAAACAUCUCAAAUGGAUUUAUUUACAUUACCAGCAAAUUUUCAACAAAACUCAAUAAGCGAUAUGAUUAUAUUUACGUUGUCAACAUACAAUAGUAAAACAAAUAAAUUUUCAUAUGCAAAUGAUGAAGUAGCACUUGUUUAUUUCGAUAUAAACUCAUCUUCAAUUUCGCGAACAACUUUUUAUUUUAUUUUUUUCUUCUAUCUCUUGGUUUUCUUUUUAUGA